Molecule: messenger RNA, 946 nt
Organism: Neltuma alba
Lineage: Eukaryota; Viridiplantae; Streptophyta; Magnoliopsida; Fabales; Fabaceae
Product: protein RTE1-HOMOLOG
Exons: 3
Coding region: 163-858 (231 amino acids)
Biological process (GO): regulation of ethylene-activated signaling pathway; response to ethylene
Cellular component (GO): Golgi apparatus; endoplasmic reticulum
Source: RefSeq, a predicted model, not a curated record
ACGGAGCCCCGUAAUACGCCUCGUCAAGCAAAUUCUUCCUCCUCCAGGGGUAUAGAACGCGCGCACCCAUCAGUACCUGCAGAAAUAGCCGAGUAACCCUAGAUCGGAUCCUUUUCAUCUUCCGCAUUUGGAUCCUGAAAGUCGUUAUCCGUCGAUUUCUCAAUGGAAUCAGAUUUGGACCCUGAACGCCAGCAGAUCGUGGAAGGAAGUUUUUCUCAUCCUAUGCAAAUUGAUCCCAGUCGGGCACGUUUUCCAUGUUGUAUUGUGUGGUCACCUCUUCCUGUUAUCUCAUGGUUGAUUCCUUUCAUUGGUCACAUUGGCAUCUGCAGAGAGGAUGGAGUAAUAUUGGAUUUUGCGGGGCCUAAUUUUGUGUGUGUAGACAACUUUGCAUUUGGAGCCCCAACUCGCUAUAUUCAGAUAAGUAAAGAAAAGCAGUGUUGCAUCCCCUCCCGUCGAUCUGCUUUCAGUGGAGAGGAUCAAUUCAUGCGGGAUGAAGCCAGUGGGGACUUGAGGACAUGGGAUGACGCGCUUAUGAAGAGCACCCAAGAAUUCCAGCAUCGAUCUUACAAUCUUUUAACAUGCAAUUGUCACUCGUUUGUUGCCAAUAAUUUAAAUAGGCUGGGCUUCUUGUCUGGUGGGUGGAACGUGGUAAACCUUGCUAUUUACAUUUUACUCAAUGGUUCUUGGGUCUCCACAGCAACUGUUUUGAAAUCUGUUUUACCCUUUGCUGUUGUGUUUUUUCUUGGAAUCACGUUUGGGGGCUUCACCUUCCUAGCUUAUUGGUCAUUUUUCACCUUUGCUCUUGUUGGUUGGUUCCUUGUUGGUACUUACUGUUUCAAAAACUUGAUUUACCUGUAGCAUGUAUAUUACGUAUUGCCACAAUGUUUAAUACCGUAAUUCAGUUUUAAGUCUGGUAGAGAUAUCCAGACUAUAUCAUUUAUUAUCU